GAGAAGUAGGGAGGAGGGAGGAGGAUGGAGGUCAGUCACUUGGUGGUGGCUGAGGAGAUAGGCAGCUUUUCACCUUCUCGUACCGCGCGUCUACCUUACUUAGAACAUGGUGACUCUUCGUGUGUACCCUCUGCUGGCCCUGCUGGUGCUCCUGUGUGGAGCCCACGCGGACAGGGAGGGAGAAUGCAUCGAGGUUGGGUUUGCGCGGACAGCAGGCUCCAUGCUGCACCAGGGCUACGAGGCUGCCAAGGAGACCCUGCUGGCGCGCUGGGCAGACGAGGAUCUUAACGGGAAGCCAAAGUACUCCAACUUCUCCCCACUUCUGAAGAAUGUGACGCGAACAGGGCAGCUCCUGGAGGCGGCGUCGCAAGCCAUCAUAGGUCUGGUGAGGAAGACUCGCGUUGGCAAAAGGUGCGCUGAGGACUGGCUGCUCAAGGGCCUCGAGAAACACGUGCUGCCUCUCAUUAACGUGGACAAACAGUUUGCAGAGGAGAUGGGACUGGUCAUGUCGUUCCGCUGCAUGGUUGGCUCGCCCUACCCUAACGUGGACGGUUCCUGCAUCAACCAGGAGUCUCCAGACCUGGGCUCCGUCGGGUCAAAGUUCCUUCGCCUUCAGACCUCCACGAUGGGCUCAGACGGGUUCUCUUCGCGUGGCUCGGUGAAGGGCGGGAAGCUACCCUCCGCUCGCAGUGUGGCCGAGGUGCUGCGGAAGCAUCUGAAGCGGCCUGCCGUCACGGGACUGUUCGGCGAGUGGGGUCACUUCAUGCAGCGGGACGUGUUCAGCAUCCCGGAGUCACCACUGGCGGAGGACGUGGAUUGCUGCAAGACCCCCGAAGCACAGGACUGUGACCCUAUCCAGGUGGCCGAGGACGACCCUCUGCACGCCACGCUGCCCUGUAUCAAUUACCGCCGCUCUGCCAGGGCCCAGGCCAUCCUAGGUCACCGUGAGUCCCUGUCCCUUGUCUCCACCUACCUGGACGCCACACCUGUCUACGGCUCCACGGACAAGAUCGCCUUCCAACGCAAGACAGGCUACUUCGGUUACCUUAAGGCACCCGGGGAUGAAGACGAUGACGAGGAGGGAGAGAAGAAAACGAAGAAAGAGAAGAAGGUGGGAGACUGUGCUGCUCCGGAGAGCUUUGCAGGUUGCUUCCACCUUGAAGAGGACGAUGACUGGGUGGCUGGAGUUCGCCUACUGCUGGUGCUGGAGCAUAACCGCAUCUCCGAGAUCCUGUCAGAGAUCAACCCGCACUUUGAUGACGCUCUCCUUUACAACGAGGCCAGGCGCAUCGUGGUGGCCUCCUAUGACCACGUGACCUACAAUGAGUACCUGCCCGUGUUGAUGGGACGUCCCGCCGUGGAGAAACACACGCUGCACCCUGGCGCCGAGGGGCCUGGCUCUGGCUACAUCGCCGAGGUCAACCCAGGAGUGCUCGCAUCCUUCGCUGUCUCCUCCUACAGGAACCCCGCCAUGACGACCGAGUGGAAGAAGGAACAGGGGAAGACUGAGCUGGUGGACUCCCUUCACUACGAGUCCAUCCGGAACGACCCUUACUACGACCUGCUGGCCAUGGACAUCCAGCGCGGCCGUGACCAGGGUGUUGCUGGGUACCUGGUGUGGCGGCGCUUCUGUGACGACAAGCACGCCUACAACACCUGGGAGGACUUGGAGCGUGGCCUGGACAAGGAGCUCGUGAAGGACCUGAAGGAACUGUACCAGGACGAGCUGGACGACGUUGAUCUGCAGGUGGCGGUGCUGGAGAAUGAUACUGACGAAGGUGUUGUGGGCAAGACCUACACGUGCCUCCUGGCUGACCAGUUCGCGCGGCUCAAGACCGGCAAUCGCCUUUUCUGGGAGCACGAGUCCAGCCUGAUGACGGUGGAGCAGAAGACCUACAUCAAGGGCGUCACGCUGGCCCACCUCCUCUGUGCCAACCUGCCCAGCCUCCGCGCCACUCCCAAGAACUCCUUCCUCCCGCCCUCCGACAGUAACCCUCUGGUGCCGUGCGAGGAGCUGCGCGGCGGGAACCUGACUGCGUGGAAGGACACUUCGCUCAUAGAGAAGAUGAAGAAGGUAAAGGAGGAAGGCAGGAAGAAGGCCCAGAUACAGGAUGAAGAGGAGGCAAAGGAGGAAUCGAAGAAGGAAGAGGAAAGUGAAGAGGUUGAAGUGAAGGCAGAGGAGGAGGAAGAGGAGGGAGGAGAUCAAGUACAGCACACAGCCUCCAUCCUCCACAAAGACGAAACUCCUCACCUUGAACUCUGAGAAGGGGGACUUAAUGCCUCGUGGUGGAGAUUAGGGGGAAGUAAGGAUGAGGGGGAGUAUUAGUAAGUUAUAAUUAUGUCUGGGCAGGCGAGGAUGGAGGGAGGGAUUAUUAAUAGGUUCGUCUAAUUAUGUCUCAUUCUCUAAAAAAAAAAAAUAACUAUUAAUCCUCCUCCUUGUUUAUUAUCUAUGUUCUCUUGUGUCUCCUUUCUUCUGUUCAAAUAUGGGUAUGUUGAAAGAUGAGGGUAUAGAUGGCAGUUUCUUUUGUUGUUGUAUUUCUCUUCGAUUCUCUCUCAUUUCUUCCAUUCCUCCUUUGAAUUGUUUAUUAGGUUCUUAUUAGAUUCUUCCUCCGCACAUUUCUUACUCUCCUCCUCCGCCAUUUAUUAUUCUGUCUCGGAAGUCUCUCCUUCUCGGAUUUCCUUCUCCCCUAUUUCUUCCUCUCCUCUUCUCUUCUGUUCUGGUAUUUCCCCUUCGCACGCGUUUCCUUUCUCUCUCUCUCUCUCUCUCUCUCUCUCUCUCUCUCUCUCUCUCUCUCUCUCUCUCUCUCUCUCUCUCUCUCUCUCUCUCUCUCUCUCUCUCUCUCUCUCUCUCUCUCUCUCUCACAUGCACAAGCCUUCCUCUCAUAUCCAUUUCACCUUUGCAGUGUAUUCUCUCUUUUGCUCUCUCUCUUUCCCCUGUAUAAAUUUUCCUUCCCUUACCCCGCUGAUCACUUUCCUUUUUGGCAUUCGCAAUUAUUUUUCCCCCUGCCUACUCUUCCCUUUAUUUUCUUUUUCUCUCGCUCUUCAACCAAACACUUGAACAUUCAUGAAGUGCCCUUUCCCCAGGUAUUCUCCCUCACGUCUUACACGGACAACUUUCCAUACUCCCUUUGUGAAGUUGUCCCUCUCCUUCCCUCUCUUCCUAUUUAUUUUUUCAGCGCGUUCUUCCUUUGGUCUCCUCUUCCACCGGGCAGUAUCAUCAUCUCUCCCAAGACUCUCUCAUCCUCGUAACUCUCCUCCAUGUCUUUCGUUUAAUCAUUCCUUCAUCUGCUUUUGUUAUAAUCCUUUCCUCUCUGUCUCUGUCUCUGUCUGUCUGUCUGCCAAUGUCUUUCUGUGGUAUCUGGCUCGUCCGUUUGUACUACAGCUCCCACUCCUCGUUACCUGCCGCGAGCGUGGAGGUGUAGUCCCCUCGUCCGUCCAUCUGAGUCUAUUUGGCGUUGCUGCUACAAGUCUGCGUGUGUCUGUCACUGUGUUUGUGUUUGAGGCUCACGGCGGGCUGGGGAUGCGCCGUGAUCAAGGGGAUCGGUCAACAAUGGAGGCUGUGUGUGGGGGCCCCGUGGCCUCUCCUUUCUCCAUCUCGCUGGGGAGGGAAUUAAAGAAUCUAUCAACCAAAUAAUGUUAUUGUUUUGAGUUAAUUCUAUUGUUUGUGUGAAAUGUAAUAGAUAUUAGUCUUUGAUGUUGAUGGCAUUGAUUAAUUUAAAGUGAUAUUGUUACUUUCAGUUAUAACGUUGUUCGGCUAUUGUAACAACAUACGCUCUAUAUUCAGGUUUAGUGAUAAAUGCCUUGCAAGGUUCACAUAGUAUAGCAUGGUGUGCGAAAGGAGGGAUGGAUAGAUGGGUGGAUAGACAGGUGGUGCUCAAGGGUAAGCUGUUUGUCCUCCCUUGAAUCUGAGUUACUAAGGCGUGUUCGUUAAUGUAUUGUUAAUUUCUUUGUUGCAAGCUUCAAAAAUGUUAUCGUAAUGUUGACGUUUAUACUGUUAUCUACACACGUGCAUUAAGCUUAACACACGUGGAAGGAAUGCUAUAUAUUUUUCUAUGUCCCGCGGCUGUGUGUGGCAGGGAUCGUUUUCUGUAUAUCCUGCAGCGCGGGAUCACUGGCCACACCCUUCAGUAAGACUCGCUGCGGAAUGACUGGUACCGCGUGAAGGGAGACCCUUCUGUGGUGGUCAGAAUAAAGGUGUUUAGGAUA
Portunus trituberculatus (swimming crab) is the source of this 4206-nucleotide messenger RNA. RefSeq names its product peroxidase-like. Gene Ontology annotation, biological process: response to oxidative stress. The record is from RefSeq and is a predicted model, not a curated record. Gene Ontology annotation, molecular function: peroxidase activity; heme binding. The coding region runs from base 107 to 2263 and encodes 718 amino acids. The transcript is spliced from 15 exons. Lineage: Eukaryota; Metazoa; Arthropoda; Malacostraca; Decapoda; Portunidae.